ACCGACUUUAAGACUUAAUCGUCUCAUCAGAUAUAACUAUCACUAGUUAUAUCUAAACUAAUCAGAGAGAAGAGGUACUCCUUUAUAGGGACUCGUAAAGGCAUAGAGCAUCUAGAGAUUUACUGCCUCCAUUACGCUGCUGGGUCUCACAGCACAUGUUAUGUUUUUACAGUUUCUCUCCAGAAGAAGGUUGGAAACCCAAGUGCCUACAGAGGCCAGGCUGGUGGGAAUGAAGCAGGAAGCCACUGCAGUGUACUGGAGAGCCAAGUCCUUUCUGAAGGAGCAGCCACUGCUCCGAUCCAGAUAAUUGUUGCAAGGCAGGAAUGCUGACCUAGUGUUACCACAUUGUCCAGUUUCUCAGGCUACAUUAUUGGAAUUUUGAAGACAUGAAAACAUCAGAUGAACCAACCUGCAACAUCCUGGAUUCAGAUUGGAAGAUGAAGAGAAAGUUUAAAGAAUGUGGCCUAUAAAGGCGGGUAGUACCUGGAAAUAUUAACUGACUCACACUGUAAAAAUGAGAACAGUUUCUAAACAAUAGAGGUUAUUUUAGUCCAACAUCAAGUUUCAAGACAAAAUGUUGAACUAAAAACUUACACUCCUCCCCUCCCCCACUUCAGACAGGUACCAGCAUUGGUGAAUAUGAUUUUCCUUAGUCAGAAGCACUCGUUUUUACCCAUGUAGACCAUCCUUAGGAAUUAAAUAUUGGUUAUUUAAUGUAGAUUAUAAUGGGAAACUGAUUUUUUCUACAAUGGCAGAUUUCAAGGACUUGGUUCCAAACUGAGCCGAAGCUUCCCAAUGCAUUUUGUACAGUCUGGGGAAAACUGUGCUGCAUUGGCCAUUUUUGAAGGCCAUGAUGCCCUGUAAUAUAAGGAUAUCAUCUUAUUGCUGAUAUCUUUGGGGAGUCCCAAGCAGACACAGAAAAUGAAUGGAGGCAAGGAGUGUGACGGAGGGGACAAGGAUGGAGGUCUUCCAGCUAUACAAGUUCCUGUGGGUUGGCAGCGUCGUGUGGAUCAAAAUGGAGUGCUUUAUGUCAGUCCCAGUGGGUCUUUGUUAUCUUGCUUGGAGCAGGUUAAAACAUACCUGCUUACUGACGGAACAUGCAAGUGUGGCUUGGAAUGUCCUCUUAUUCUUCCCAAGGUGUUUAAUUUUGAUCCUGGAGCUGCUGUGAAACAGAGAACUGCAGAAGAUGUUAAAGCAGAUGAAGAUGUCACAAAGCUAUGCAUACAUAAAAGAAAAAUCAUUGCAGUGGCCACACUUCAUAAAAGCAUGGAAGCCCCACAUCCUUCUCUGGUGCUCCCCAGUCCCGGAGGAGGAACAAAUGCAACUCCAGUAGUACCUUCACGGGCAGCAACUCCAAGAUCUGUAAGAAAUAAGUCUCACGAAGGAAUUACAAAUUCUGUAAUGCCUGAAUGUAAGAAUCCUUUCAAAUUAAUGAUUGGAUCAUCAAAUGCCAUGGGAAGGCUAUAUGUACAAGAACUGCCUGGAAGCCAGCAACAAGAACUCCACCCUGUCUACCCCCGGCAGAGAUUGGGCAGCAGUGAACACGGACAGAAAUCUCCAUUCCGUGGCAGCCAUGGAGGCCUGCCCAGCCCAGCGUCGUCAGGUUCCCAGAUAUAUGGAGAUGGCUCAAUCUCUCCAAGGACUGACCCACUUGGAAGCCCUGAUGUUUUCACAAGAAAUAAUCCUGGUUUUCAUGGAGCUCCCAAUUCUAGUCCUAUUCACCUGAAUAGGACUCCUCUUUCUCCCCCUUCAGUAAUGCUACACGGUUCUCCUGGACAGUCAUCCUGUGCAAUGGCUGGAAGGACUAAUAUACCUCUUUCCCCAACCUUGACUACAAAGAGUCCAGUAAUGAAAAAACCAAUGUGUAAUUUUUCAACUAAUAUGGAAAUACCACGAGCAAUGUUCCAUCACAAACUACCCCAAGGCCCACCUCCCCCUCCUCCACCUUCUUGUGCUCUUCAGAAAAAGCCAUUAACAUCUGAGAAAGAUCCACUUGGCAUUCUUGACCCUAUUCCUAGUAAACCAGUGAAUCAGAACCCUGUUAUCAUUAAUCCAACUAGUUUCCAUUCAAAUGUCCACUCUCAGGUACCUGUGAUGAAUGUAAGCAUGCCUCCUGCUGUUGUUCCUUUGCCAAGUAAUCUCCCUUUGCCAACCGUAAAACCUGGCCACAUGAAUCAUGGGAGUCAUGUACAAAGAGUUCAGCAUUCAGCUUCAACCUCCCUGUCCCCUUCUCCAGUGACAUCCCCAGUGCACAUGAUGGGGACUGGAAUUGGAAGGAUUGAGGCAUCGCCCCAAAGAUCACGCUCAUCUUCCACAUCAUCAGAUCACGGAAAUUUCAUGAUGCCACCUCUAGGACCCCAGGCCACUUGUAGUGGUAUUAAGGUUCCACCCAGGUCACCAAGGUCAACAAUAGGGUCCCCAAGGCCAUCAAUGCCAUCAAGCCCUUCUACCAAGUCCGAUGGACAUCAUCAGUACAAGGAUAUCCCUAACCCAUUAAUUGCUGGAAUGAGUAAUGUACUAAAUACCCCAAGCAGUGCAGCUUUUCCUACUGCAUCUGCCGGAAGCGGUUCUGUAAAGAGUCAGCCUGGUUUGCUGGGAAUGCCUUUAAAUCAGAUCUUGAACCAGCACAAUGCUGCCUCCUUUCCAGCAAGUAGUUUACUCUCAGCAGCAGCCAAAGCACAGCUAGCAAAUCAAAACAAACUUGCUGGUAACAACAGUAGCAGCAGUAGCAAUUCUGGAGCUGUUGCUGGCAGUGGCAACACUGAAGGACAUAGCACUUUAAACACCAUGUUCCCUCCUGCUGCCAACAUGCUUCUCCCAACAGGUGAAGGGCAAAGUGGUCGAGCAGCACUAAGAGAUAAGCUGAUGUCUCAGCAAAAAGACUCACUGCGGAAAAGAAAACAGCCACCUACCACAGUGUUGAGUUUGCUCAGACAGUCUCAAAUGGAUAGUUCUGCAGUUCCUAAACCUGGACCCGACUUGCUAAGGAAGCAGGGUCAGGGGUCGUUUCCCAUCAGUUCAAUGUCUCAGUUACUACAGUCUAUGAGUUGUCAAAGCUCUCACUUGAGUAGCAAUAGUAGCCCGGGUUGUGGGCGCUCAAAUACUGCUUUGCCUUGCUCUGCUAACCAGCUGCAUUUUACAGACCCCAGUGUGAACUCCAGUGGUCUUCAGAAUCCACUGACACAGGACGUACCUUUAAGAGGGGAAGCCGUGCACUGCCACAAUGCAAACACUAACUUUGUUCACAGUAACAGUCCAGUCCCAAACCACCAUCUUGCAGGUUUAAUAAAUCAGAUUCAGGCUAGCGGGAACUGUGGGAUGCUCAGUCAGUCGGGCAUGGCCUUAGGAAAUUCAUUACAUCCCAAUCCACCUCAGUCAAGAAUUUCAACGUCCUCCACUCCAGUGAUACCAAACAGCAUUGUUAGCAGCUAUAAUCAAACAAGUUCUGAAGCAGGCGGUUCAGGACCAUCAUCCUCCAUAGCCAUAGCUGGCACCAACCACCCUGCCAUCACAAAGACAACAUCUGUCCUUCAAGACGGCGUCAUAGUCACCACCGCAGCUGGAAACCCACUGCAGAGUCAGCUGCCCAUUGGGAGUGAUUUUCCUUUUGUUGGCCAGGAGCACGCACUUCAUUUUCCAUCCAACAGCACUUCAAACAACCAUCUUCCACACCCCUUGAACCCCAGCCUCCUCAGUUCUCUACCUAUCUCUUUGCCAGUGAAUCAACAGCAUCUCCUAAACCAGAAUCUAUUAAAUAUCCUCCAGCCUUCAGCAGGAGAAGGCAAGUCUGAGAUCAACCUCCACCCUUUAGGUUUUCUCAACCCGAAUGUAAACGCUGCUUUAGCUUUUCUCUCCAGUGACAUGGAUGGGCAGGUAUUGCAGCCUGUUCACUUUCAACUCUUAGCAGCCCUGCUUCAGAACCAAGCCCACGCAGCUGCCAUGCUUCCCCUGCCAUCUUUCAAUCUGACCAUCUCAGAUCUUUUGCAACAGCAAAAUACCCCUUUACCCUCAUUAACACAGAUGACAGCCCCACCAGACCAUUUGCCAAGCAAUCAGUCAGAGAACAGCCGAGCUGAGACCCUUUUAACCAGCCCCCUGGGGAACCCUUUACCAAGCUUUGCAGGCAGUGACACUACUUUUAACCCCCUGUUCCUCCCAGCUGUCACUGGGGCCUCAGGAUUAAUGGCCUUGAAUCCCCAGCUGUUGGGAGGUGUCCUGAACUCGGCAUCGGCCAACACCGCUAAUCAUCCAGAGGUUUCCAUAGCAACUUCUUCCCAGGCAACCACUACCACAACCACUACAUCAUCAGCAGUGGCAGCACUGACUGUCUCAACACUUGGUGGGACAGCAGUGGUGUCAAUGGCAGAAACAUUGCUGAAUAUAUCUAAUAAUGCUGGGAAUACACCUGGUCCAGCUAAACUGAACAGUAACUCUGUGGUGCCACAGCUACUUAACCCUCUACUGGGGACAGGUCUGCUUGGUGACAUGUCCUCAAUAAACAGUACUUUGAAUAACCAUCAACUGACUCAUCUACAGUCGCUGUUAAACAACAAUCAGAUGUUUCCUCCAAAUCAGCAACAGCAGCAGCUUCUUCAGGGGUACCAGAAUCUCCAGGCUUUUCAAGGACAGUCCACAAUUCCUUGCCCAGCUAACAAUAACCCCAUGGCUUGUCUGUUUCAGAACUUUCAGGUGAGAAUGCAGGAAGAUGCAGCUCUCCUAAACAAAAGAAUAAGCACUCAGCCGGGGCUCACAGCACUUCCCGAAAAUCCAAACACUACACUUCCACCUUUCCAAGAUACAUCUUGUGAGUUGCAAUCGCGGAUUGACCCAUCUCUUGGUCAACAGGUGAAGGAUGGCCUCAUUGUGGGUGGCCAAGGUGAUGCUUCCAUAGAUACUAUUUACAAAGCAGUUGUUGAUGCAGCCAGCAAAGGAAUGCAGGUUGUCAUCACCACUGCAGUCAACAGUACAGCUCAGAUCAGCCCCAUUCCAGCUCUGAGUGCCAUGAGUGCCUUCACUGCUUCAAUUGGUGACCCAUUAAGUCUCCCCAGUGCUGUCAGUGCGGUCAUUCAUGGACGAAACAUGGGCAGUGUUGAUCAUGAUGGUAGGCUGAGAAGUAUAAGAGGGUCUCGGCUGCCCAGCAAUCUGGACCAUGGGAAAAACUCAAACAAAGGAGAUGGGUUUGAAUAUUUCAAGUCGGCAAGUUGCCACACAUCUAAAAAACAGUGGGAUGGGGAGCAAAGCCCUGGAGGGGAGCGAAACAGGUGGAAGUGUGAGGAAUUUUUAGAUCAUCCAGGCCAUAUCCACAAUAGUCCUUGUCACGAAAGACUCAACAAUGUCUCUACACUGCCAUUUCUGCCUGGGGAACAGCACCCAAUACUGUUACCAUCAAGAAACUGUCAAGGGGAUAAAAUUCUGGAGGAAAAUUUCAGGUAUAAUAACUACAAAAGAACUAUGAUGAGUUUUAAGGAGAGACUAGAGAACACUGUGGAAAGAUGUACACACAUCAAUGGGAACAGACCUCGACAGAGUCGGGGCUUUGGAGAGCUGCUGAGCACCACAAAGCAAGACCUGGUCCUAGAGGAGCAAUCUCCGAGCUCCUCAAAUAGUUUGGAAAGUUCUCUGGUCAAAGACUACAUCCAUUACAAUGGAGACUUUAAUGCCAAAAGCAUUAACGGGUGUGUACCUAGCCCUUCAGACGCUAAAAGCAUUAGUAGUGAAGAUGACCUAAGGAAUCCAGACUCCCCCUCUUCAAAUGAAUUGAUACAUUAUAGGCCAAGGACGUUCAACGUUGGCGACUUGGUCUGGGGCCAAAUCAAAGGACUGACUUCCUGGCCUGGAAAAUUAGUAAGAGAAGACGACGUUCACAGUUCUUGUCAACAAAGCCCCGAGGAAGGGAAGGUGGAGCCCGAGAAGUUGAAGACACUAACAGAAGGUUUAGAAGCUUACAGCCGAGCCCGGAAAAGGAACAGAAAAAGUGGAAAGCUAAAUAACCAUUUAGAAGCUGCUAUUCAUGAGGCCAUGAGUGAACUGGACAAAAUGUCUGGGACUGUUCACCAAAUCCCACAGGGAGACAGACAAAUGAGACCCCCCAAACCCAAGAGGAGGAAGAUCUCCAGAUAACAGGGACUACUCCACCAAUGCGCAGUGUUUAUUAAAGGAAUGUGCACAGAUAUAGCUGUAUAUAAGUAUUGAUAUAGCCACUGUUAUAUCAAUAUUUAUACUAUGGCAGAUGGUUAACACCGCCACAGGGUGCUAAAAGAAACAGUGAUACAAUAUUUUUUUUUUUUGAUCAGGAAGGAUAAUGAAUGCUGGAAAACCAAUCAGAAUCCCUGAAUGAUGAGAGUGAUAGUCAAGAGAUUACUGAGAAACUCUUUUUCUAUAAUACUAAAAUUGUGAUUAUAAGAAAUAGUCCAAAUGUUUCUGAAGAAUUUUCCAUGUUGUAUAUAGAAAAUGCAGAAUUUCAUGGUGAUAUCAAAAAUGUAAAUAUUGUACAAUA
Mesoplodon densirostris (Blainville's beaked whale) is the source of this 6496-nucleotide messenger RNA. It is a transcript of the gene MBD5, whose product is annotated as methyl-CpG binding domain protein 5. The transcript is spliced from 13 exons. Gene Ontology annotation, molecular function: chromatin binding; DNA binding. The record is from RefSeq and is a predicted model, not a curated record. Lineage: Eukaryota; Metazoa; Chordata; Mammalia; Artiodactyla; Ziphiidae. Gene Ontology annotation, cellular component: chromocenter; nucleus. The coding region runs from base 922 to 6120 and encodes 1732 amino acids.